Molecule: messenger RNA, 900 nt
Organism: Seminavis robusta
Lineage: Eukaryota; Bacillariophyta; Bacillariophyceae; Naviculales; Naviculaceae
Source: the annotation of a GenBank genome assembly
AUGGCGUUUGACCAACCCUUGGAAGCAGAUAGGGUCGACGAUAACUUUUUGAUUUCGUUGGUGCGCGGCCCUGUUCUGGGUGCUCUCUCUUGGAUCAUGGGCGGUGAGGAUGCUGAUGAUUCCGAGCGGGAAUUGCGGCGCGGUUUGGAAGACAUGAUCAUUGAUGAUGAAGCAGAAGAGGAACGUGUCAACCACAAUGACAACGGGUAUCAUCAUCACCUGGCCAACGACAAACAACAGCAACAACAACCCAAGGCUAAUCUGCCUCGCAUGGUGCAUUCCGAUGUUUCCGUGUCGGAAAUCGCUGGGACAACCAUGGAUCACAACAACAUGAUGAUGAUCAAGAACCACAACUAUCAUCUCCCGAGAUCGGAAAAGAAAAAGAUGAGCUGGUCGGACAAUCUAGUGGAAUACAUGGACGAAGAGAGUGUUCGACACGAGCCUGGGACUGCCGCCGGAAGUUCCUCGGGCAUCGCCAAGCCCAUCAAGUCGGCAAUGACAAGGACUGCGUCCAUUCGAUCCCACUCGUUGGCCGGGGGAUCAUCGUCCGCAUCAUCAUCAUCGUCGUCCGCAGAAGAAAAGGAACGAAAGAUACGAUAUCUUCCCAGUGGCCUGGAUAGAGCACACAAUGGACUCAUCAUGCCCACACGACCGGUCGGGAAUGAUAACAAUGGCAUUGACAGUCCACAAUGGGGUUGGUACGCACUCAAUACCACUCCACCCACGCCAGAGAUGUAUCACAGUCGAUCCAGUCUGCGGCAAUCCCAAAAGACAACCAUGUCCGCCGCAUCCUCUUCGGAGGGAGACAACCCGGCCAUUCGAGGACCCAAUCGGGUCUUCCAAGGGCUCAAGGCAGGCUCCAACCGACCGCCAGUUGGAUGGCCCAGUGUCCCUCUGUGA